GUCGGCCAAUAAUUCCACAUUUUUUUCUGUUUCUGUCGUUACACUUUACAUAUGUUAUCAUAAUUAUUAUUCACAUGCUAUUAAUUUAUCUAUAUGCAUUGCCAGCAUUGGACUGGACACUCUUUCUUUGUCGCCAUACUCUGUUCGGUAAUUUGUGGUGCAUUCAAUUUUACAGAUUUUCCACAUAACCAAGAGAUAUGAAUUUACCAUCCUAUCAUGCACGUACCCACGCAAAUUAGAACGAAACACAUGAGGGUAUCUAUGAAAUAAACCAUAAAUAAGCUAACACCUACCACUUUAAAUUCUUACCAACCAGUCACCGUUCUCCUUUUCCAUUUACAGAGAUAACCCUAACUUGGCCUCUCUCUCUCUCACACACACACUCCACUUCACACAAUGGCUCCUCCUCAGAAGCUCGUUCUCACCGUCAUUGUCUCAGCCGUCAUUGUAGCCGCCACCACCGCAUAUGGACCUAAUAGUGCUGCGGAAGAUAUCGUACAUUCAUCUUGCGUGCACGCGAGCUAUCCAUCUCUAUGCGUCCGUACACUCUCUACCUACUCAGGUCCAACCAUCACAAACCGUCGCGAGCUAGCUCAAGCCGCCGUCAAAGUAAGCCUCUCUCACGCUCAAGCCGCCGCGAAGAAACUCGCGGCUGUGAGACAAACCGUGGGGAAAAAACGCGAGAAAGCAGCGGUUGUGGACUGCGUGGAGAUGAUUGGCGACUCGGUGGAUGAGCUGAGCCGCACGCUAGGCGCUUUAAAGCAUCUCCACGUCUCGGGAGGUUCGGCGAAUGAGUUUAGGUGGCAGAUGAGCAACGCGCAGACGUGGGCUAGUGCGGCGUUGACAGAUGAUGACACGUGUCUAGAUGGGUUUAAAGGUGUCGACGGUGAGGUCAAGUCGCAGGUGAAGCAUUGGAUGACGAAGGUUGCGAGGGUUACGAGCAACGCGCUUUACAUGAUUAACCAGCUAGAUGAAUCACGUGGCAAGCCCCACGUCGUACGUUCUUGAUGUUAUGAUGCGCUUGUCCUAAUGGACAAUUAUGAUUUGGUGUUGGUUUUUAUUUGUGUAUGCUUAAUUGCAAGUUAUCUACUAUUUAAAGAAGAGAUACAUUGUCCUUUUAGUAGUUAUGUAACGGUAUACUAAAU
This is a messenger RNA of Eruca vesicaria subsp. sativa (arugula), 1145 nucleotides long. Lineage: Eukaryota; Viridiplantae; Streptophyta; Magnoliopsida; Brassicales; Brassicaceae. The record is from the annotation of a GenBank genome assembly.